Molecule: messenger RNA, 4669 nt
Organism: Patella vulgata (common limpet)
Lineage: Eukaryota; Metazoa; Mollusca; Gastropoda; Patellidae
Product: cyclin-dependent kinase 5 activator 1-like
Exons: 1
Coding region: 402-1268 (288 amino acids)
Biological process (GO): positive regulation of cyclin-dependent protein serine/threonine kinase activity; activation of protein kinase activity
Cellular component (GO): cytoplasm; protein kinase 5 complex
Molecular function (GO): protein kinase binding; cyclin-dependent protein serine/threonine kinase activator activity
Source: RefSeq, a predicted model, not a curated record
AGGAGGCCACUGGAACUGUCAAACGGGAAUCAACAAGAAUUUCUGGUUCCAAAUUACCAGAUUAGCCAUCGGUUCUCCGAUCAGGACUUACGGAUAUUUCGUUUUAUUGUGGAUUAGACAAAAUAUCGAGAAAUUAACAAAGAGCACAGAAGCAUUGUGAAUUGUUUUUAGCUUGGAGUGUAAAAUAAGCCGUGAAAAUAUUCAUCAGAAAAAUCGAUUUUUGACUACAGCGAAUAGAUAGAUCCACCGAACUGUAAUUCAACAGGGAGGAAUUGCUUCUUGAAUCUACUGUCACAGAAACAAAAUGGCUAACAUAGCGUACGUCUGCUGAACUACAGAGGCAGUUUGUCGUUUUUUUAUUAUUUAUUUUCUUUUGAUUUGUUUUGGAUUGAAGGAUUAUCAUGGGAACCGUCCUCUCCUUUUCACCAAGACCACGUAAACCAUUGUACGAGGACAUCAAUCUCAACAACUUUAAUUACGAAGUCCUGAAUAAUGUGAAAAACCAAGCCAAGGAGAAGAAUUUUAAGCGACACUCGAUUUUCCUGAGUGCCCUUAGUUGGAAAAAGUUCACUGUAAAUCCCAAAAAGAAGGACAAAAAUCAAAUCAAAGUUUCCAAUUCUGCGUUUUUGGCAAGUAGUAAAUUUGAUAAUAAUUAUAAUUCUGAGAAUAUCAACUUGAACAAAAAUAUACAGAAGUCGAUAUCGUGUUAUAAUCUGAAAACUGGAUCGGAAGAACCCAGUCAAGUGAUAAAUACCGUCAAAACAGCGAAAAAAACAGAAAAAUGCGCAAGUCCCAAAAGAACUGUUAUACAAGCAUCCACAUCGGAGCUGCUGAAAUGCCUAGGAGAGUACUUAAAGAAGAAAUGUAAGAAAAUUCGUCAUUUGGAAGGUAGUGAUGUCAUUUUAUGGAUGAGAACCGUUGAUCGUUCGCUUCUGUUACAGGGCUGGCAAGAUAUCGCGUUUAUUAACCCCGCCAACGUUGUGUUCGUCUAUCUGUUGAUACGAGAUAUGGUAAGCGGUGACAUUGAGAAAGAGCAGGAACUCCAAGCCACAGUGCUUACGUGUUUAUACUUAUCUUACUCCUAUAUGGGCAAUGAAAUAAGUUAUCCUCUGAAACCUUUCUUGGUUGAGGAAGACAAGGACAAGUUCUGGGAUCGUACCAUUGUUAUUGUGAACAAACUGAGCUCCUCCAUGCUCCGAAUAAACAGAGACCCAAGUUUCUUCGCCGAGAUCUUUACCGAAUUGAAGUCGUAUUCCCCGUGUGUAUAAAUACAGAUUAAAGAUACGUUAUUUUGUACACGUGUAUUAUAACUUAAAUUUGGAGUAUUAAUAUUAAUACUCCAUAUAUUGUGUGUAAGAUAGAUAUAUAUAUAAAUUAUUUCAAUCUCCGAAAACAAUGAAUUAAUUUAAUUGACCUUUAUUAAGAAUUUUUAACAAAAUAUUUAUUAGCAGUUUUAAUUUAUAAAUUUUUAAUUGUAUAAGGUCGAGACCAAACUCUUAUUCGGUUCUGUACUUAUGUUUGAUUUAUCCAGGUCAUGUGAAGAUGUGUUUGAAUGCUUGAUAGCUUGUCUGUUGAUUGUUUGACUGAUCUGAACCUUUAACGAACUUGAAGUAUAUUUAAUAUUGAAUGCGCAUGAAUAAUCAAAUAUUUAUGAAUCAAAAUUAAUCAAAUUAACAGCUUGGUUAACUGUAUAGCUAUAAGCUUAUUUAGAAAUCUAGAUAUUUUCGAAUAACUUAACGUGAACACGUAUAAGAAUCGAUUUUUGAAAAGAAAAAACAUUUAUAACGGCGAUAAAUGUUUAAUGUUGUUUAUGAAAUAUUGGUUUUGAUUACAAUUAAUUAGUAAUCAAAUAUUAAUGAAUCAAAAUUAAUCAAAUUAAUAGCUUGGUUAACUGUAUAAUUAUAAGCUUAUUUAGAAAUCUAGAUAUUUUCGAAUAAUUUAACAGUGGCGAACACACAUAAAAAUCGAUUUUUGAAAACAAAAACGAAAAAAAAAACAUUUAUUAACGGCAGUAAAUGUUUGAUGUUGUUUCUGUAAUAUUUUGAUUAAAAUUAAUGUUCAGGAAUUCAAGUAUUAUGACACAUCAUAGAAAAAAAUAUCCCAAACUCUCCAACAGAAUUCCAGAUUCAUUGAUUUUAAGUGCAGAGCUGUAUGAAAAUGCAAGGUUAACAAACAAAACAUUAAGCAAAAGAUAUUAUUUAUAAAGGAGUUAUCUGUUAUUAUCAGUCCCAGCUAAAUGUGAUUUAGAUUAAAGAAUGCGUUGUGCUUUGAUUAUUUAUGAUGGAGAUUAGAAUUGGGCUAAAGAAUGGCCGUUAUCAAUUCUCUUCCCUUGAUGAUUUCUGCUAAUAUAUAACGAGGUGAAUAUCGAUUUUUAUCGCCAUUUUACCAACACGCUCCCCGGUAAAUCGAUUUCUUUAUCGGUCGACAGACUCCAGUGUAAAUUAUUCCACUGUAAUUGAAGGAAUCGUGCCAAACCCACUCUGUCGUGUAUAAGAAUGCAGAUGCCCAAUUCCAAUUUUGAUUAACGGUUAUAAUUUGAUGUGUCUCGCCGCAUGCAUAUUGGCGUUUGUUUUCGGUCGUUAUAUUAUAUCAACUCAUCAUAGUCCAGAGUUGGCUAAAUAUUUACUGCGUGGCUCAAAUAUCGACCCAGCGCCAUCAGAGAUUGGUAUAAAUAACGGUUAAUUACGGUUAACAAACUGCAGAUGUUUUUCGGGGUGUUUUUUUAUUAUUUAAUCAAACUGAUGACUACUUAUAUAAACCUACGUCUUUCCUUAUACGUUAUCUAUUUCUGAUGUCCAUCACAGGGGUGUGAUGAGAGAUAAAAUGCAUUCGUUCUUGCUUUUAAUGUUUUCGAUAAAAUCUUAAAAUCUCUCCUGUCCUUUGUUUUUCUUUGUGGUGCAUAAUAACAAAUAUUAUAAUAACAUAACUACUAUUUUAUUUUCAUUCUGUUUAUAUUUCAUGUUAGCGAAUAUAUAAUCUGUCCAUUUUGAGAAAUUAUUUUGUUCUAAUAUAAGAAAGAAAACAUGAAUCAAAUUUGGACCCGUUAUAUGAAAAAUUGUAAUCAUUAUGUACAGUAACGAUUGUACGUAAUGUAAACUUGUGUCGCGCCCCUGUGAAGGAGAGUGUGCUAACGACCUAGUUAUGUAGUCAUUAUUAAAUUUAUUUAUAAAGAGAUAAUCUUUUUUUUUUCUAUCUUUAAGACACUGAAAUAUAUAAAGACGACAGAAUCAUAUUAUAGUUCAUUGUUAUUAUUAUUGAAUAUUACUGUAAAUAACUGUAAAUAUUAAUAAGCCAUUGUAUAUAAAUAUUAUGUAUGACUGUCAUUAAGGUAUAUUAAGUUUUAUUGAUAUCAUUCAUCUCACUGUUUAUAUUUUCAUACGGCGCUUCCACCGAGUAUUAGAAAAUUUGCUACAAUUAUACCCAACCGUACUUAAAUGGAGCUUUCGUGCUUUCGAGUAAUAAUUUUGUUAUAUUGUCGUUAUUAGGUCCACUUUUUGGGUAAUGGUAUAAAUCUUUUAAAAUAGGUCAUGGGGGGCGGGGAGUAGGGGGUGGGGAGUGGAUUUGUUGCUAGAAGCAUACGGUUUAAUAUUCUAAAUUUGCACUACAAUACUUUCGGCCUCAGAGACAACUAAAUAUGAUAGCAGAGGAAAGGACUAAAAUGAAAUACUAAUUUUUUUUUUUAGCUACAACAAAAGAUAACUAUUGUUCACAUUGAAUGAAGAUUAUUAGGUCCAUGGGUUGGACUGUAGGUCUGCACCCAUUAUAAAUUUUAUCAAUUGAUAUUUUAAAGUUAUCAAUUCACAUUUUAAAUUUAUAAAUCUUUGUUGAAAAUUUUACACACUCUUCGCUCAUAUUAUUGAAUAAGCGCUACGCUUCCUAAUAUUCUUCUUGGGGGGUCACGUUCUCCGAAAAAGGCCUAAGGCUCUGCCAAUUUAAUUACGGUCGACAUGAAACUUGACAUGUUUGUUCCUUGGAUAAUUGCGCAUGGAUUGGCGGACUCUGAUUUUUGAAAUGAUGCCAAAAUUCUAAGAUGUUGUCGAUGACAUCAUGGUCGGUCCCUCGUUUGUUAUAGUACUUUUUUUCUGUUUUGGAUGAUUGGUGAAUAAAGUGAGAUAAGGAUAAAUGCAAUUUAAUUUUUAUCUGCCGUAAAAAUCCCAUUACAGUAAUUGAAAUAUGAAAUCGUGGUAAUUUUUUUAAUUUACUGGUUUAGUCUCACCUGUAUGCAUAUCACACUGGUUGUCUCUGAACUUUCGAUAUUAAAAUAUACAGAUUAAUUAAAUUGGUAGAUUAAUCCAAUUCGUGAUUAAAAUGUCACGGUUUAAAUUUUAAGAUAGAGAAUUGUUUAUCACAAUUUUUGAUGGUAUGAAAAUUUGACCUGAAACGUGUUUAGACUAUUACAAUUAAUAUUCCUAAUACCUCGCUCAAACUAUAGUCAGUUUUCAAUUUCAUUAUUAGAAUUAUAAACGAGAUAUCGUAUUAUACAUGUAUAUAAAAAUGGUGGGAUGGGGGUAUUUAAAAGACUUCUUUGUUAUCUUUUUUUAUAUUCAUUGAUUUCAAAAUGGCGUUUAAUGAAAGUAUUUCUGUUAUUAUUAUUUAUUGUAAAUGUUUUAUAUGAAUCCCAUGCUUGUACGAAUUGUUGAUCAUUGAUGAAAUAAAUCAAUGUUUGCUA